This is a messenger RNA of Trichoderma harzianum CBS 226.95, 1068 nucleotides long. RefSeq lists its product as hypothetical. Bases 1 to 1068 code for a protein of 355 amino acids. Gene Ontology annotation, molecular function: nucleotide binding. Lineage: Eukaryota; Fungi; Ascomycota; Sordariomycetes; Hypocreales; Hypocreaceae. The record is from RefSeq and is a predicted model, not a curated record. The transcript is spliced from 3 exons.
AUGUCUCAAUCGCAUCCAUCGGCUAAUAUCAGGUGGGGCAUUAUUGGAACCGGGUACAUUUCAACACUCUUUGUUAAAGACUUAGUGAUCGCCCAAAACCACAGUUCAACUCCAGCCCGACAUGUUAUCGAAGCAGUAGCCACGUCGAGUUUGAACAAAGGGUUAAAAUUUCUUGAGGCUACCGAGACCACUCUGCAAAAUCCCAAGAUUUACACCAAACAGGAAGACCUAUAUGCAGACGGUCAGAUAGACAUCGUAUACGUGGGGUUGCCACAUUCUAUGCACAAGGAUGCCUGCCUGAAUGCUAUUGCCGCGGGAAAACACGUACUUUGCGAGAAGCCAAUGGCGAUAAACGCCAAAGAAGUGGACGAGAUAAUAGCUCUUGCAAGUCAAAAGAAAGUCUUUGUGAUGGAAGCUCUUUGGACUCGGUUUCUCCCAGUAAUUAGAGAGCUGAGAACACUGAUACACGAAGAAAUGGUUAUUGGAAAAGUGUCACGCAUGUUCUGCGACUUUAGCUGCGACAUGGGCGCGUUGCCAUCAACAUCGAGGAUCAAGGAUCGAAACCUGGGCGGAGGAGCUCUUCUUGACCUUGGAAUAUACACGCUCACCCUGAGCAAUUUGAUACUGGAUGGACAGGUCGGAGAAAAAGCGCUUCAGUCCGAAAUCUCAUCUAGAAUGACUGUCGUAGACGGAGUUGAUCACUCGGUAGCGAUUGUGGUCAGCUAUCCUUCCACGCAGUGCCUUGGCAUUCUGACCGCCUCUUUAGAGAGCACUACAGAGAGAGAUUUCUGUCGCAUUGAGGGCAGCAGGGGUGUCAUAAUAUUAUCUGGCCCCAUGGCAGCAAAACCGACGUCUAUAAGAAUCCAGCGCUACAACAACACCACUGACGAGGUCCGCGAGUUUGAGCAUCCCGGUAAUGGUUUCUACUUUGAGGCAAAUUCGGUAGCGUCAUGUAUUUUGGCCGGGAAGCUAGAGAGCGAUGUUAUGCCCUUGGCGGAGACUCGUAGAAUAGCUGCCAUCAUGGAUGAGGUUAGGAAGACCGGUGGUGUUCUGUAUCCGCAAGAUUAG